AUGCUUGAGCUCGACUCAGCUCGGUAUGAUCGCUACAAGGACGGAGCGCGCCGACGGGUACAAACUGCCGCAACUACGGAUACACCUCAAGGACCUCAACGGCCCACGGACCAACGACUGCUCGACAGGAAAUUUGAUGGGACAGUCAAUAGGCCUCCGGUGUUUUCGGGCAACCCUGCGGACUUCAGGGAGUGGGUCUUCGCUAUCGAGCUCGCCAUGGUGUCACAGCGCAUCAACGACGACCAGGAGCAGGUGCGAUUCGCUGCCAGCUACCUACAAGGCAACGCCAGGCUUUGGCUGAUGUCGGUAUUGGAUUCCGGCGCCUGCAUCCACGACUGGCCGACGCUAAAACAGUCACUCGGCGACGUGUAUGGCCCAGUUCAUGAACAGGAGGAAGCGCGCCUCAAGCUGUUUGGACUGGUACAGCGCGGCAGCCUGGACGCAUACGUACAGGAAUUCACUAACCUCUGCCUUCAGGUGAACGACCUGAAUGACCAUUCGAAGGCGGUGCUGUUCGUGAGGGGCCUGCAUGCAGCAAUCGGUCACUCGGCUCUUCGGGAGCACCCGACAACACUAGGCCAGGCCAUUCGUGCCGCACGCAUGGCAGCCAUGCAGGCAUUAGGAGAAGCCUGGACAUAUUGCCAGAAACUGUCCAGUCAUCGUGAAUUCCCCAAACGCUUCCAGCCAGUGAAGAAGGGAGUGCGCUCACUGGCGGUGGAUACUCAGGCACCCACACCACUCAUUGUGUUCAAUAGGUUCGAGGGCCUGAGUGUCGAGGAAGGAGACAGCGCAAGCGAUCCUGCAGUGGAGAGUUCUGACGCUACGCCUAAGGCGCACAUCAGCAGCGUGGCGAUGGGCGCAGAGCACGAUCUGCUAUGUGUCACUGGGAAGGUGAAUGGGAGGAAGGCUACCAUGCUAAUAGACCCUGGCUCUCCCCACGAUUUUUUGUCGUCGGAGUUCGUCAGGAGACAUAACCUGAAGACUGACACGGCGACCAAGGAGCUGAAGGUCACAUUAGCAGAUGGCUCGUCUCGUACACAGCCUUUGGAAACUGCCGGGCCAGUAAAAGUGGUGGUAGCUGACUUCAGCGAAACCCAGAUCUUCACCGUGCUGCCACUGGCGCGCUACGACGCCAUCUUGGGAAUGCCGUGGCUGUCUCGCCACAACCCAACGAUCGACUUCCGGAGUAAAAAGGUGCAGAUCCAGGAGGACACCUUCGUGGCUCGAGGCCACGAAGCUGGCGAGGACGCCGAGUUCGCAGAAUCCCACUUCAUCUCUGCAGCACAAGCGAAUGCCGCUAUUCGUUCAGGGGACGAAGCGUAUAUAGCCUGGGUCUCUAUGGAGGAUGAUGCGCCGGGCCAAGAUCCACCACCUAUCCGUGACAAGGAAGGAACUCACUUCGGAAGUGAGCUGAACGCUCUGCUACGUGAGUUCGACGACCUAUUUCCGGACGAGCUCCCUGACCAACUACCGCCAGAGCGAACGGUCGACCCUGAAAUAAAGGUGGCGGAAGGGACAGCGCCACCAUCACGACCGGCAUACCGCCUUCCGAAGCCGGAGCUAGACGAGCUCCAGAAGCAGAUUGAGGAGCUGCUCCGGAGAGGCUUCUUAGAGCCGAGUAAGUCGCCCUAUGGGGCUCCUGUGUUCUUUGUGAAGAAAUCAGAUGGAUCUCUUCGCAUGGUGUGUGACUGGAGGGAACUUAAUAGAAUAACAAUUAAGAAUAAGGCCUGCCUCCCUAACAUUGAGGACCUAUUCGACACAGUGCAGGGCAGUGCAUAUUUCUCGAAACUUGAUCUUCGCGCAGGAUACAACCAAAUCAGGAUACAACAGGAGGAUGUGCCGAAAACGGCAAUUAACACCCCGUUUGGCCACUACCAGUUCAGGGUCAUGGGGUUUGGUCUGACUAAUGCCCCGGCAACCUUCCAAUCACUGAUGAACUCCAUUCUGCAGCCGUACUUGCGCCAAUUCGUGGUAGUGUUCCUGGAUGACAUUCUGAUUUUUAGCAAAACCCUUGAAGAGCACGUUGAGCACAUUCGAACCGUUCUGACUACCCUCCGCGCUAACCAACUAUUCUGA
This is a messenger RNA of Sycon ciliatum, 2076 nucleotides long. RefSeq lists its product as uncharacterized. The coding region runs from base 1 to 2076 and encodes 691 amino acids. The transcript has 3 exons. Lineage: Eukaryota; Metazoa; Porifera; Calcarea; Leucosolenida; Sycettidae. The record is from RefSeq and is a predicted model, not a curated record.